GCUUGGCAUUUUUCAGUUGCGUGGGUGCUGACACCAACGUCACUGCCGGCCACAGCAUGGAGGGGCUCGCCUGCGGCGCAGCCGAGAGCUGCACGGGGAACAUGACGCAGCUGAGGCAGCAGGGUCACUUCUCCAGGUGUCCGGAGGAGUACAAGCACUACUGCGUCAAAGGGAGGUGCCGCUUCCUCGUGGCCGAGAAGGCGCCAGCUUGCGUGUGCGAGCGAGGCUACACGGGGGCUCGCUGCGAGAGGGUGGACAUCUUCUACCUGCGAGGUGACCGGGGCCAGAUUGUGAUCAUCUCCUUGAUCGCCGCCAUCGUCACCCUCAUCGUCCUCAUCAUCUGCGCCUGCCUCUGCAGUCACCACUGUCGGAAGCAGCGUAGGAAGAGAAAAGCAGAAGAGAUGGAUACAUUGAACAAGAAUUUGCCUUCCAAAAGCGAGGAAGUGCUGGAGACGGGCAUCGCGUGA
Leptosomus discolor (cuckoo roller) is the source of this 467-nucleotide messenger RNA. The record is from RefSeq and is a predicted model, not a curated record. Lineage: Eukaryota; Metazoa; Chordata; Aves; Leptosomiformes; Leptosomidae.